Trypanosoma cruzi is the source of this 921-nucleotide messenger RNA. RefSeq names its product mucin-associated surface protein (MASP), putative. The transcript has a single exon. NCBI's taxonomy places the organism in Eukaryota, Euglenozoa, Kinetoplastea, Trypanosomatida, Trypanosomatidae. The record is from RefSeq and is a predicted model, not a curated record. The coding region runs from base 1 to 921 and encodes 306 amino acids.
AUGGCGAUGAUGAUGACUGGCCGUGUGCUGCUGGUGUGUGCCCUCUGCGUGCUGUGGUCCGUUGUGGCCGAUGGAGAUGUUGGUGUGGUUUCUGGUGGGGACGACAACAGUCUGAAAGAAUUAUUUAUUCCAGUUGCGAGAUUGCAGGAAAGACCAGAACAAAGAGCAGCAGGAGCAACAGCUGACGCAAAGGCGGCGGCAGCAGCAAAAGCAUCAGCAGAAGCGGCAAAAACAGCAACAGCAAACGCGGCAACAGCUGCAGCAAAAGCAAAAACAGAAGCAGCAGCAGCAUCAAAAGCAGCAGCAUCAGCAGAAAAGGCAGCAACAGCAGCAGCAAAAGCAGCAGCAUCAGCAGAAAAGGCAGCAACAGCAACAUCAAAAGCAAAAGCAUCAGCAGAAACAGCCAAAGCAAAAGCAGCAGCAGCAGAAAAAGCAGCAGCAGGAAAAGAAGCAGAAGAAGCAGCAGAAAAAGCAACAGAAGAAGAAAAAGCAAAAGCAUCAACAGCAGAAAAGGCAAAAGCAGCAGCAACGGAAGCAGACGCAAAAACAACAGCAGCAAAGACAGCAGAGGCAGCAGCAGAAGCACUGCGAGGUACAACAGUCCGAGAACAGGAGGUAAAAACAGCAAUACAUGAUCAGGAUAAUUCAGUCGAACACCAUUCUGGAGAAAAACAAGAGCUUCUAAAAGAAGAAGAACAGGAACGACAAGAAAAAGAACAGCAUGAAAAGCAGCAACACCAACAGCGUGAACAUUCCGCAGGAAAUGGCGAAGAAUCCCCGAAAGAAAAAACUGCCAAUGGUACAAAUGCAAGUGCAAUUACGGACGACAGUGACGGCAGCACCGCGGCCUCCCACACCACCUCCCCUCUUUUGCUUCUUCUUCUUGUUGUUGCGUGUGCGGCUGCGGUGGUGGCCGCGUGA